UGUGUUUACCAAGACCAGAUUGACAGCAGUAGGAAGGUGCCAAAUUUAUUCACGUAUGGAGCAUUGUUUUGAAGAAUGAAUGAAUAAGUGGUGUUUGGACAUAUUACGCUAUCAAGCAGUGGAAUGUCCGAAAUUUUCAGUUUGUCUGUUUGUCGUAGUGAACUGAAGUUAGGUCAUCCUCAUUCACUGUUGGCCGACUAGCCUAGCGAGCUUGCCGGGCUAGGUAGGCUUGCAUUAGCUACAGCAAGACUCCGUCUUCGAAAUAGCAGCCACACACAGAAAAGCAGCAUGGUGGACAAGAAUAUCUACAUCGUCCAGGGUGAAAUUAGCACUGUUGUUGGAGCUAUCAAGAGGAACUCCAGAUGGAAUACCCACACUCCUCUGGACGAAGAGCAGGACCCAUUACUCAACAGCUUUGGUCAGCUCAAGGAAAUACUCAACAACAUUAAAGAGCUGCCAGAUAUUGAGCCCAACGUUUUCCUGAGGCCCUUCCUAGAAGUGGUCCGCUCUGAGGAUACCACUGGACCAAUCACAGGCCUUGCCCUUACCUCUGUCAACAAGUUCCUCUCCUAUGGCCUUAUCGAUGCUAACCAUGAAGCCGCAGCAGAGGCCAUUGAGAACAUGGCAGACGCAGUCACUCAUGCUAGAUUUGUGGGAACGGACCCUGCCAGCGAUGAAGUUGUCCUCAUGAAAAUCCUACAGGUCCUGAGGACUCUGCUGCUCACGCCAGUCGGAGCCCAUCUGACCAACGAGUCUGUGUGUGAGAUCAUGCAGUCCUGCUUCAGGAUCUGCUUCGAGAUGCGGCUAAGUGAACUCCUCAGGAAAUCAGCUGAACAUACACUGGUUGACAUGGUGCAGCUACUGUUCUCCAGACUACCCCAAUUCAAAGAAGAGGCCAAGAGCUACGUGGGUGCCAACAUGAAGAAGCUGAAGAUGCGCGCCGGUGGAAUGAGCGAGUCAUCCAAAUGGAAGAAGCAGAAACGCUCGCCGAGGCCUCCUCGCCACAUGGUCCGAAGUCCCUCAGGUCAGAUAGACCCGACCCAGUCCGGCUCCCUCAGCAACAACCUUUCAGGUGGUGUCCCGUUCAUUGAGCAAGGCUUGUCCACCUCCAGCUUACCAGCCUCAGACAGCGCUGCCUCAUCCAUCUCCAGCCCUACAACCACAGACAGUGGCCUCGACCCUUGCUCCAAAGCCACCUCCAGGGAAGACCUCUCUGACUUGGACCAGUGUAGCUCAUCCGCAAACACCCCUAGCACUGCUACCGCCACACUCUCUGGGACUGAGCACGGCUCUCCAGAUGCACAGUCUGAGGGCAGGCGGGUCGAGCCAGCUCCGUCGGCCUCAGUGGAGUCCAUCCCUGAGGUUCUGGAGGACAAAGACUCCAUUGCAGAGCAGUCGGAUAACACCUCUGUCCAUGACAUGGACUAUGUCAACCCUCGAGGAGUCCGUUUCACGCAGUCCACACAAAGAGAUGGAGCGUCCCUCAUCCCUUAUGGCCUCCCAUGUCUCAGGGAGCUCUUUCGCUUCCUGAUCUCACUGACCAACCCCCACGACCGCCACAACACUGACGCCAUGAUGCACAUGGGGCUGCAGCUGCUGACUGUAGCGCUUGAGUCGGCACACAUUGCUAACUACCAGUCCUUACUAGGAUUAGUCAAAGAUGAGCUCUGCAGACAUCUCUUCCAGCUGCUGAGUGUUGACCGUAUGAACCUGUACGCUUCCUCCAUACGAGUUUGCUUCUUGCUUUUCGAAAGCAUGAGAGUACAUCUGAAGUUUCAGCUCGAGAUGUACCUAAAGAAACUGAUGGACAUCAUCACAUCAGAGAACGUUAAGAUGCCCUAUGAGAUGAAGGAAAUGGCUCUGGAGGCUCUGGUCCAGCUGUGGAGGAUCCCCAGCUUUGUCACUGAGCUGUACAUCAACUAUGACUGUGACUUUUACUGCUCCAAUCUGUUCGAAGACCUCACCAAGCUGCUGUCCAAGAAUGCAUUCCCAGUGUCAGGGCAGCUCUACACCACCCACCUCCUUUCUCUGGAGGCUCUGCUCACGGUGAUCGACAGCACUGAAGCCUACUGCCAGGCCAAAGUUCUCAACAGCGCUGCUCAACAAGACCAGUCAGAAGCGCUGCUGGUGGAGGGAGACGGCUCAACUAAAAGCGGCACUGACGCCACAACUGAUGUGAACAUACAGGGCAAUACCAAUGGUACGAGUCUCCCACAAUCUGAGAACGCACCAGUGUGUCCACCGACCAGUGGACAUCUGAUGGCAGAGAAGAUGAAACUAGGUGUCCAGGAUCAAGGAGACAGUGAUGCCGCGGAGAGGAGAGCCCCGAAGAAGCCUCAGCGCUUCUCCUCGUACUUACCUGAUUCCCAGGAACUGAUGGACAUUAGAACAAAGAAAAAGCUGCUGAUCACAGGCACAGAGCAGUUUAACCAGAAGCCCAAGAAGGGAAUCCAGUUCCUGCAGGAGAAGGGCCUCCUCAAUAACCCCAUGGACAACAACCAGGUGGCCCAGUGGCUCAGAGAAAACCCUCGACUGGACAAAAAGAUGAUCGGCGAGUACGUCAGCGAUCGCAAAAACAUGGAGCUCCUGGACAGCUUUGUGAGCACAUUCGCCUUCCAGGGGCUUCGCAUCGAUGAGGCCCUGCGGCUCUACUUGGAGGCCUUUAGAUUACCUGGAGAGGCUCCUGUCAUCCAGAGACUCCUGGAAACCUUCACAGACAACUGGCAUAAAGUGAACGGCUCUCCCUUCAUGAGCAACGACGCAGGCUUUGCCUUGGCCUACGCCAUCAUAAUGCUGAACACUGACCAGCAUAACCACAAUGUCCGCAAGCAGAACAUCCCCAUGACUGUAGAGCAAUUCAAGAAAAAUCUGAAGGGAGUCAACGGAAACAAAGACUUUGACCAGGACAUGUUGGAGGACAUCUACAAUGCUAUCAAGAAUGAAGAGAUUGUGAUGCCAGAUGAGCAGACAGGUUUAGUGAAGGAGAACUAUGUAUGGAGUGUGUUGCUACACCGCGGAGCUACGACCGAGGGUGUUUUCCUCCACGUGCCACCCGGCAGCUACGACCAUGACCUGUUCACCAUGACCUGGGGUCCCACCAUCGCUGCCCUCUCCUACGUCUUUGACAAGAGCCUGGACGACAGCAUCAUCCAGAAAGCCAUUACUGGCUUCAGGAAAUGUGCAAUGAUAGCGGCUCACUACGGCUUCAGUGACGUGUUUGACAAUUUGAUCAUCUCUCUCUGCAAGUUCACCACUCUGAGCAGUGAGUCUGUGGAAAACCUUCCCACAGUGUUUGGCAGCAACGGCAAGGCACAGACAGCAGCCAAAACAGUGUUUGACCUCGCCCAUCGGCACGGCAACAUCCUGAGGGAGGGCUGGAAGAACAUCAUGGACUCCAUGCUGCAGCUGUUCAGAGCCAAGCUCCUGCCCAAAGCCAUGGUUGAGGUGGAGGAUUUUGUGGAGCCAAAUGGGAAAAUUUCUCUUCAACGAGAGGAAACGCCUUCAAAUCGCGGUGAGUCUGCCGUGUUGAGUUUUGUGAACUGGCUGACGCUGAGCGGGGCCGAGCAGUCGGGACUCAGAGGCCCAUCCAACGAAAACCAGGAGGCCAAGCAGGCUGCCAUUCUCUGCAUAAAGCAAUGUGACCCAGAAAAGCUGAUCACAGAGAGUAAAUUCCUACAGCGGGAGUCACUGCAGGAGCUGCUGAAGGCUCUGAUAUCAGUCACCCCAGACGAAGAGACUUACGAUGAAGAGGAUGCUGCCUUCUGCCUGGAGAUGUUGCUGCGUAUCGUUUUGGAGAACCGAGACCGGGUGUCCUGCGUGUGGCAGACAGUACGCGACCACCUCUGCCACCUCUGCGUCCACGCCAACGAGAGCUGCUUCCUGGUGGAGAGGGCUGUGGUGGGACUCCUUCGACUCGCAAUCCGCUUGCUACGGCGAGAAGACAUUAGCUCUCAGGUGCUCCACUCCCUGCGUCUCCUGCUGAUGAUGAAACCUCAUGUCUUGUCGCGGGUCAGCAGGGAGGUCGCCUACGGCCUUCACGAGCUGCUGAAGACUAACGCGGCCAACAUCCACUGCACGGACGACUGGUACACGCUCUUCUCCCUGCUGGAGUGCAUCGGAGCCGGAGUGAAACCUCCCGCUUCCUUCCAGCUCACCUCCACCACUACUGACAACGACACAGGAGCACAGUCGGAUAGCGAGCUGUCUUCUCAUCAUCCAAGUGAACUGAGUUUAGACCGUGGCUACACGUCGGACUCAGAGGUUUACACUGAGCACAGCAAGACCAGGAUCUCUCGCUCUACGACGGAUGUGGAUGUAGCAAGCAGUGGAUGGCUUGUGGUUGGGAAAGAUGACCUGGACACCAGUAAGACCGCUCCAGUAAGCUCUAAAGCUCAGCUGAAUCACCCACUGGUCAACCAGUACAGUCUGACGCUGGGCCAGGACCUGGGCCAGCACGACACAAAGUCUCUCAUUAAAUGCGUGGAAACGCUCUCUUUCAUCGUCCGCGACGCCGCCCACGUCACCCCUGACAAUUUUGAGCUGUGCGUCAGAGCUAUCCGAGUGUUCGUGGAGGCCAGCCUCAAUGGAGGUUACCGCAAUCACGACAAGAAGAAGAGCCACAAGUACGACUCCAAGUCCCGCCUGAGGAAGAAGGCGGGGGGGAGGGAAAAGGAGGGCGGAGGCGGCGCGAGGCGAGGCGGCGGCGGCGGCGGCGGCGGCCGAGCCUCCAGCCAGCGUCCGUCGCGUUCCCACAGCGACGAGGAGGAAGACGAGGGUGUCCCAGCCAGUUACCACACGGUGUCAUUACAGGUUAGUCAGGACCUGUUAGACCUGAUGCACACCCUGCACACCCGGGCUGCCAGCAUCUACAGCUCCUGGGCAGAGGAGCAGCGCCAUCUGCAGGCCGCAGGCAGGAAAAUCGAGGCCGACUCCCAGACUCUGUGGACCAGCUGCUGGUGCCCGCUGCUGCAAGGCAUUGCUUGGCUGUGCUGUGAUGCCAGGAGACAGGUUCGCAUGCAGGCCCUCACCUACCUCCAGAGGGCGCUGCUGGUCCACGAUCUGCAGACGCUCGAUGCCACUGAGUGGGAGUCCUGCUUCAACAAGGUGCUGUUCCCCCUGCUGACUAAGCUGCUUGACAACAUAAGCCCAGCAGAUGUGGGUGGUAUGGAGGAGACCAGAAUGAGAGGCUGCACACUCCUGUCAAAGGUUUUCCUCCAGCACCUGUCUCCUCUGCUGUCCCUGCCCACCUUUGCUGCCCUCUGGCUAACCAUUCUGGAUUUCAUGGACAAGUACAUGCACGCAGGGUCCAGUGAUUUACUGUUGGAGGCAAUUCCUGAGUCUCUGAAGAAUAUGCUGCUGGUAAUGGACACGGCAGGGAUCUUCCACAGCGCUGACUCCAGGACGGGAUACUCAGACCUGUGGGAGAUUACCUGGGAGCGAAUCGUCUGCUUCCUGCCUCACCUGAGGGAGGAGCUCUUCAAACAGACCGUCAUACCAGAUCCAGUACCCAGUCCUCCAGCAGAGCCUGUGCAGCCUCCACCCGCAGCAGGUCGGCCUCCAUCCCCUCAGGUGUCUCUACCACCUGCCCAGCCACCCUCCCCGGUCCCAGUACCCCCUGCAGAAACACAGACCCCCAGCAGGCCAGCAUCACCCCAGGACCUUCAGUCCACCAGUGCCACCGGAUCAGACCGAUCACCUUCGGUUCCACCCUCCGUUCCCCCCAUGCCGGGGCCGUUAACACCGCCCCCUGUCCAGGCUCCCUCACCCUUAGGCCAGUCCCCCCUCAUCCUGCAGCCCCUGGCCUCUCCCUUGCAGGUGGGAGUCCCGCCCAUGUCCCUGCCAAUCAUCCUGAACCCCGCCCUCAUCGAGGCCACUUCCCCCGUACCGCUGCUUUCCGGUCCCAGACCGACGAGCCCAUCCGACGAAGUCAAGUAAGAGAACCCCCCCCCCCCCCCCCCCCCCCACGCCCAUCACACCCUCUUUAACAACUGGACCCGACAGACUUCAACUACCACUUCAAGAGCUGCUCAUCACCAGGUUUUUGACAGGAUGGAACAUAUUUGAGGGCAAAGUAGAUGGGACACCUCAAUCGUACCACGUUUGAUUUAAAAGGUUAAUAUUAGGGGCAGGGUUCAACAUCUGAUACUGUACAAAAAAACCCAAAACAAAACAAAAAAACACCACCUCCACCACCACCAUGCUCCGUUCAUUCUUCGUGCCAUUUUUCUGUUUGGUAUUUUUUGAAUUCCUGUGGACAAAUGACUAAACAGACAGGAGGUGAUCAUCAUGUUCAGAUAUUCAGGAUAUUCAGUCGCUCGAGGAAGAAACAUAACAAGCAAAAGUUAGAUUGACUAAAAACGGAAAGUAGAGGCAGAGCUGCAGCCGCCUCAGUCUCAUCCCUGCUAAUAGAGUUAAUGCUGUUCUCCACACGGGGAGCGUUACUUCACUGGCUGAUCCCAGUGUUUUUAAACUCAGUGCACUGUAAAGAUUUUAGACCAGUACACAAUAACAGAUAAAAAGAUCCAGUGUUUCCUCACCACAGUUUUAUUCUUGGGAGGAAACACUGAGUGUGAUGCUGAUGGUGAUGAAGGAAUAACAGUGGAACUAAGACGUAUGAGCCUGUGGACACACACACACACAAACUUGAUAUAACAGUCCACAAUAUGUGGAGAUUUUUUUUUUGGGGGGGGGGGUUAUUACUAAUAUCAUCAGCAUCAGGUUCAUGGAUUUAGGAGAAUCAGUUGUUUUUAUGAGAUAUCAAGCCUGAGCUUUAGAUUCAGCUUCAGUCACUCUCAUCUUCUCUCAUCAGCUUGGUAAUGGAAAUAAUUCUGAAGUUUCCUGUAGCAGAAGAAAGAGCCCCCCCCAACCCUCCCCACUCCACCCCAUGAGAUUUUUUAAGUUGAUAAGACCAGGCUGACCUCACGGCUUUGCUGCUCGUUAGCUCGUGCUUCAUGUGGACGUGCAGACUUCAGACAGGGACAGGGUCUCUGGGUGUUAGGUACUGUGUGCUGUAGCGGAAACAGGAUCGUCGUCACGGCACUGCAUCAGCAUCUGAUUGAAAACUGUACAGAGAAACCGCUUAAUUUAUUUGAUCAGAGAUCCUGUUCUGUUCACAGAAAGACGCAGCAGACUGUUUAUUUCUACCCGUUUCUUUUCAGUUGUUCAUGACGCCAACAGCAACGGCCAAAAAAACAAAACAAAAAAACAAAACCCAGCUGUGAUGGAUUCCUGCCUGGGUCUAAGAUGAAUCUGACAGGUAUUUUACAUGUUUAUCAUGUGUAUGUAGCUCGCUGCACACGACAGUUGACAACAAGGCAACGAGGCUGGUUAAUGGUCACGUCACGUCCAAAUCUGUGGAGGCAGAUAACAGCAGGAAAGCAUUUAAUCAUGGCUGAAUACUUACACGAGGACACUGAAUCACCUCUGAGUUUAUGGCAUCUGUUGUUGGAAACCACAUACACACACAGAGCAGGAGCAGCAGAGCUCAGCACGACUCAGUCACCAGGAUGUUACUUUCACUGCGACACCAGGCAGGACAGCGUUACUGAAAGUGUCCAAUAGAAGAGCGAGGGACCAGUCCAACAUGACGCCAUUUUACUUCUCCGGAUCGUUGGCGUGAACAUGAACCAGAGCAAAACUUAAAAAAGGCAACAGUGGAUUUUAGUUUUUUUCCUUGGUUCAGACCAAAUGCAGCAGAAUACAGGUGUGAAGGAUCUGCCUUUUCAAACUCUGCAGCUCGAAUCUUCAGAGUGAAGCAUUUCAGUUCUGUAAACUCUGAGGUGUUUCCACAGUGAGUCUUCAGCUGUGCUUAAACUGACUAAUGGCUGUUCGCCUGCUGCAGUUCUCCUCCACUGAUGCCCGUGGACAUGCUGACCGUGUCUCGUGUACACUGACGUGUUCUCCGACGAGCCCCCAGCGGAAGGCACAUUGACCACUCUAAUGCCAAACUGGUGUCUUUUGAGUGUGGUGGUGCAGAUGUGGACAGGAAAAGCUUAACAUCCAUUCACAGUGGCCCCCGCAGUGGCUCUCUGUCUCACUGAUGUUUAGUGUUAAUGUUUAUUUAUUGAACUGGGAAAGGAGAGAAGGACUUUUCCACUGCAGUACAGUCGACGUAGAUACAGUGUGUAUAUGUGAGUCAGGUAACACUACAGCCUUAUAGAGACACCAACGUCACACGUUUUGGAAGUUGUGGGUUGUUUAUUUGUUGUAUGGGACUCUUAGAUAUAUCAGCUGAUUCUUGCUUGAAGAGGAAAUGACAUGAAUAUAAUAUGUAUAUAUAUAUAAAUGAAAGGUAAUGUACUUUUUACUAUGUAAUAAAUGAAAUGUAAAGA
Molecule: messenger RNA, 8330 nt
Organism: Toxotes jaculatrix (banded archerfish)
Lineage: Eukaryota; Metazoa; Chordata; Actinopteri; Toxotidae
Gene: gbf1
Product: golgi brefeldin A resistant guanine nucleotide exchange factor 1
Exons: 40
Coding region: 289-5934 (1881 amino acids)
Biological process (GO): regulation of ARF protein signal transduction
Molecular function (GO): guanyl-nucleotide exchange factor activity
Source: RefSeq, a predicted model, not a curated record